This is a messenger RNA of Onychostoma macrolepis, 6652 nucleotides long. RefSeq names its product myoferlin (gene myof). Gene Ontology annotation, cellular component: membrane. The transcript is spliced from 55 exons. Bases 110 to 6292 code for a protein of 2060 amino acids. The record is from RefSeq and is a predicted model, not a curated record. Gene Ontology annotation, biological process: plasma membrane organization. Lineage: Eukaryota; Metazoa; Chordata; Actinopteri; Cypriniformes; Cyprinidae.
CCCUUCACAAACUCCCAAAUGGAUGAGGGCACUGCAAUGAGCACACAUUUUCGCACACAGGGACACAUCGCUAUGGAAGUGCACUAAAUGAAAACUAGUUUUUUCUGUCAUGUUGCGCGUGGCAGUCGAAUCUGCGGCGGGUCUGCCCAAAAAGAAAUUAGGCAGUCCAGACCCCAUCGCAUCUGUGGUGUUUAAAGACGAAAAGAAGAAAACCAAGUCCGUUAGCAGUGAAUUAAACCCAGUGUGGAAUGAGACGCUUGAGUUUGAUUUAAAAGGUGUUCCUCUUGAUUCUUCCUCCUACAUUGAAGUGGUUGUGAAAGACUACGAAACUCUUGGCAAGGACAAGUUAAUUGGCUCUGCAAAUGUUUCUUUAAAAGACCUUGCCAGUAGCCAAGUUAAGUCUCUCCCAGUGAAAAACUUGGCUCUAGUGGACGAAAAUGGCAAGAGUAUAGGAGCAACCAUCAGCAUGACGAUUGGCUACGAGCCACCUGCCGGUGCCGUGACAAACCCACAGGAUCAACAGGAUGGUGGAAACACAGCGGUGGGUGAAGAGGGCGAUGUCACUGAUGGUGGGGGACAGGGUGCAGUCACAUCUCCUGGUGAGCCCGGCCAGAAAAUUCGGUCUAGGAACAGAAAACACCUAUUGGCUAAUAAACCUCAGGACUUUCAGAUCCGUGUGCGGGUGAUUGAGGGACGUCAGUUGCCUGGAAAUAACAUCAAACCUGUGGUCAAAGUGCAUGUGUGUGCAGACACACACAGGACUAGGAUCCGGAAAGGAAAUAACCCAUACUUUGAUGAGAUAUUCUUUUUUAACGUCAACAUGUUGCCCUCUGAACUGUUUGAUGAGGUUGUAAGCUUCCGGGUGUAUAACUCCAAUUCUUUCAGAGCAGACUGUCUCAUGGGUGAAUUCAAGCUUGAUAUUGGUUACAUCUAUGAUGAAUCAGCUCACUGUAUUAUGAAGAAAUGGAUUCUCCUGAAUGACCCAGAUGACUCGAGCUCAGGAGCGAAGGGUUAUCUCAAAGUCAGCAUGUUUGUGCUGGGAGCGGGUGAUGAACCGCCGGUGGAAAGGAAGGAGCAGGACAAUGACAAAGAUGAUGUGGAGAGUAACUUGCUGCUGCCCACUGGUGUCGCUCUUCGAUGGGUUACUCUUAAACUCAAAGUGUUUCGGGCUGAGGACAUUCCCCAGAUGGAUGAUUCCAUCACCCAGACUUUGAAAGAGGCAUUUGGAGGUCAAGAAAACAAGAAAAAUCUAGUGGAUCCAUUUAUUGAAGCCUGGUUUGCUGGCAAAAAGCUCUGUACACAAAUAAUUGAGAAAAACGCAAACCCAGAGUGGAACCAACAACUCAACCUACAGGUCAAGUUCCCGUCCAUGUGUGAAAGAAUCAAGCUGACUGUAUUUGACUGGGAUCGCCUCAGUGGGAAUGAUGCCAUAGGCACCACGUAUCUGGAUCUGACCAAAAUAGCAUCCUCUGGUGGUGAAAUUGAAGAGGAUCAUGCAGGAGAUGAGAUUUCAACAUAUAAAGGAGAGACUGGGAAUUCCGAGAUGGGCUUCCUGCCUACUUUUGGUCCUUGCUAUAUAAAUCUGUAUGGCAGCCCAAGAGAGUUCUCAGCCUUAUCUGACCCUUAUGAAGACCUUAAUUUAGGCAAGGUUGAAGGGGCAGCGUACCGAGGGAGAAUUCUUGUUGAACUCUCCACUAAACUUGAUGGGAAGGCGGACAAGUCUGUGGAAGAAAUACCAAGCGAUGAUAUCUUAGUUGUUCAGAAAUACCAGCGCAGAAGGAAGUAUUGUCUGUGUGCAGUUUUUCAUAGUGCAACUAUGAUCCAAGAGCCAGGGGAGCCCAUUCAGUUUGAAGUUAGCAUUGGCAACUAUGGCAACAAGAUGGACCUAACAUGCAAACCUCUGGCUUCCACCACGCAAUACAGCUGUGUUGUUUUUGAUGGUAAUAAUUACUACUACCUGCCCUGGGCCGACACUAAGCCUGUGAUUUCCAUCACAUCCUUUUGGGAGGAUAUCAGUCACCGGUUAGACUCCCUGAACAUCAUUCUGUAUAUAUGUAACCAUUUGCAAACAAACCUCAGUGCGUUAAAAUCUGCAAUACAGUCCAAAGCUGCAGAUGCAAGGCUAGUAGAAAUCUGGCUGAAGCUCAUCAAUCAGUUAAUAGAAGAUAUCAGCAGUUUCAGAAUUCCUGACCUGGAGGGGAAGUCCAAUCUCACAGCCCUGGAUAUUCAGCAAAAGAUGUUACGGGACCGUGUUCUGGAGAACAUCAUGAAGGGAGCAAAACACUUGUUUGAGGAAGCCACAGAUGUUAAUAAGUGCUUGAGCGUCAUUGAAGGCUGGCUGGACAAACUCAAGCAACUCGCUGAAGAGCCUCAGAACAGCAUGCCUGAUGUGAUUAUCUGGAUGUUGAGAGGAGAGAAGAGGGUAGCAUACACACGCAUCCCAGCCCAUCAAGUGCUCUAUUCAUCUUACAGUGAGCAGGCAUGUGGUCAAUACUGCGGGAAGACCCAGACUGUCUUUAUGAAGUAUCCCAUGGACGAUACAAAAGGUUUGAAAAUUCCCGUCCAGUUACGUGUGAACAUGUGGCUUGGGCUGGCAACAGAAGAGAAGAAGUUCAAUCAUUAUGCAGAGGGAAUUUUCAAUGUAUUUGCAGAACUGUAUGAGAACCAGGCUCACGUUCUAGGGAAAUGGGGCACCACCGGUCUGCUGAAUCGUAGCAAGUUUUCUGAUGUCACAGGCAAAGUGAAGCUGAAGCAGGAGUAUUUUUUGCCCCCAGUUGGCUGGGAGUGGGAAGGUGAAUGGAGGGUUGAUCCAGAGAAAACUCUGCUGACUGAGGCUGAUGCAGGACACACGGAGUUUGUGGAUGAGGUCUAUGAGAACGAGACUCGAUUACCAGGAGGAGAAUGGAAACUUGCGGCAGAGCCUUACACUGAUGUGAAUGGAGAAAAGGUUCAGGGCCCUACAGAGAUUGAAUGCCCACCUGGAUGGAAGUGGGAGGAUAACUGGGCUUUUGAUGACAACCGAGCUGUCGAUGAAAAGGGUUGGGAAUAUGGCGUCACUAUUCCACCUGAUGAUAAGCCCAAAUCCUGGGUGGCAGCUGAGAAGAUGUACCAUGUUCAUCGUCGCAGAAGAAUGAUCCGACCUCGCAAAAGGAUUCCUGGUGCCAAAACGGCUGCUGAUAAGAAGGAUAUAGGAGAUGCAGAGGGAUGGGAAUACUCCUCACUCAUUGGCUGGAAGUUCCACAGGCAGCAGAGAUCAUCUGACACGUUCCGUCGGCGACGCUGGAGGAGGAAGAUGACACCUGCUGAUCGGGUUGGAGCCUCGGCUAUUUUCAAACUGGAAGGAGCUCUGGGAGUUGACAUGGAAUCUAAAGGUGAUGAAAAAGGCACUAAAGCAGAAGCUUCCGUUAAGCAGUUUGGAGCCAACACACCGACUGUAUCAUGCACAUUUGACCAAUCCAAUGCAUACCACUUGAGAGUCUAUGUUUACCAGGCCAGAGGCCUUGCUGCUCUGGACAAAGACAGCUUCUCAGAUCCAUAUGUCCAUGUGUCGUUCUUGCAUCACAGCCAAACAACAGAGACAAUUCGAAGUACCUUGCACCCGACAUGGGAUCAGACUCUUAUUUUUAAAAAUGUGGAAAUCGGUGGCGAUCCCCAGUCUGUCGCCCAGAAUCCACCCAACGUGGUUAUGGAAAUCUUUGACAGUGAUCAAGUGGGUAAAGAUGAAAUGCUUGGCAGAAGUACAUGUGUACCUAUGGUAAAGUUGACUUCAGGCAUGGAUGCAUCUCCUAAACUCCUCUGGGAGCCUGUAACACACAAAAAUUGUCCUUCUGGGGAGAUUCUGGUGGCUGCAGAGCUCAUUCUGAAGACCAAGGGAAAUGACACUGAACUUCCCCUUAUUCCCCCCAAACGAGGAGAGAAACUCUAUAUGGUUCCUCAAGGGGUGCGACCUGUGGUGCAACUCACUGCCAUAGAGGUUCUAGCAUGGGGAUUGCGUAACAUGAAGACGUAUCAGCUGGCUCCUGUGACGUCACCCAGUCUGGUGGUGGAGUGCGGAGGAGAGAGAGUUCAGACAGCUGUUAUCAAAAACAUGAAGAAGUGCCCUAAUUUUCCAGGAAAUGUCCUCUUAUUAAAAGUGCUUCUACCCAAAGAAGAGAUGUAUACUCCCCCUAUAGUUCUUAAAAUCAUCGACCACAGACCCUUUGGACGGAAACCUGUGGUGGGUCAGUGCACCAUCAGUUUCCUGGAAGAGUUUCGAUGUGACCCUUAUGCCACAGUUGCAGAAGUGGCCAUGUCUUCAAAAGUGGCUUUGAUGGCAGCUUCUCCUAGAGACCUCCAUGUAAACAUAGAUGAUGGCAGACAGCAACUUCUAGAAGCUCAGUAUUUUUAUGGCAUCUCAGCUGCUGUUGACAAAAUGGCCACUGCUAGUCACGUUCAACGUGAGAAGGAGAAAGAGACUGUUGAUUGGUGGAGUAAGUUUUAUGCUUCUGUUGGACAGAGUGAGAAAUGCCGCCCAUACCUUGACAAAGGUUAUGACACAUUGGAGGUAUAUGACCAUGAGCUGGAAAGUGUAAAAGAGUUCAUGGGUCUUACUGAUUUCUGCAGCACCUUCAAAUUGCAGCGUGGUAAAAAUGAAAGUGACGAUGAUGACCCUGCUGUAGUUGGAGAAUUCAAGGGCUCCUUUAAGGUGUACCCAUUGCCAGAUGACCCAGGGGUGCCCCCUCCGCCACAACAGUUCAGAGAGCUGCCCGACAGUGUCCCUCAGGAGUGCGUGGUCAGAAUCUAUGUGGUUCAAGCCGUUGACCUGCAACCCAAAGACAACAAUGGCAAAUGUGACCCAUAUGUCAAAAUCUCUUUGGGGAAAAAGUCUAUUGAUGACAGGGACAACUAUGUACCAUACACACUUAACCCAGUGUUUGGAAGAAUGUUUGAACUGACAUGCUUCCUCCCACAAGACAAAGACCUGAAAAUUGCCGUCUAUGACUUUGAUUUGCUCAGCCGUGAUGAGAAAGUUGGGGAGACGGUGAUUGACUUGGAGAACCGUCUUCUUUCUCGCUUUGGUUCCUACUGUGGUUUAGCCCAGACAUAUUGCAUUUCUGGACCAAACCAGUGGCGUGAUCAACUCCAUCCAUCUAAGAUUCUUGAACAGCUUGCCCGAUGGAAAGGAUUGAGUCCACCCAGGAGCGAAGACAAUGGAAACACGUUAUCCUUUGGUGGCCGAUUGUACUACCUCUCUGAUUUUGAAGCAAACAAGGAAAUUCACGAACACCUGGGUCCUCCAAGUGAACGGAUUGCUCUGCACGUCCUCAGAACUCAAGGCCUGGUUCCAGAGCAUGUUGAAACCAGAACUCUUUACAGUAGCUUCCAACCGACUCUCCCACAGGGAAAACUCCAGAUGUGGGUAGAUAUUUUCCCAAAAAGUCUUGGGCCUCCUGGAACUCCUUUUGACAUAGCUCCACGCAAAGCAAAAAAGUAUUUUCUGCGUGUCAUUGUUUGGAACACGUCUGACGUAGUUUUGGAUGAAACCAGCAUUACUAAUGAAAAUAUGAGUGACAUCUAUGUAAAAGGUUGGAUGCCAGGUAUGGAAGAAGAUAAGCAAAAAACAGACGUCCAUUACCGAUCUUUGGAUGGCGAUGGCAAUUUCAACUGGAGAUUUGUCUUUGGAUUUGAAUACUUGCCUGCAGAGCAGCUGUGUCUUGUAUCUAAAAAGGAACAUUUCUGGAGCCUUGACAAAUCAGAGUUUAGAAUCCCCCCCAAGCUGAUUGUUCAAAUAUGGGAUAAUGACAAAUUCUCUCUGGAUGAUUACCUAGGUGCUAUUGAACUUGAUAUGCACCACCUCAUCAACCCUUCCAAAACACCGGAGAAAUGUAGCCUUAGCAUGGUCCCGGAUGGAACCACACCUCCAAAGUCAGGCCAAUUUAAGUCUCUCUUUGACCAGAAGUCAGUUAGAGGAUGGUGGCCAUGCUACAUGGAUAAAGAUGGGAAGAGGGAACUCGGUGGAAAGGUUGAGUUGACUUUGGAGAUUGUGAAUGAGAAGGAAGCGGAUGAGAGACCUGCUGGAAAAGGCAGAGAUGAGCCAAAUAUGAAUCCAAAACUGGAUCAUCCCAAGCGACCUGAAACCUCGUUCUUUUGGUUCACAAAUCCAUGCAAGACGUGCAAGUUCAUAGUGUGGCGAAGAUUUAAGUGGCUGUUCAUUGGCCUGGUUUUGCUAAUCUUAGUGUUGUUAUUCAUUGGGAUCUUGUUGUAUUCAUUACCGAACUACAUUUCCAUGAAAAUCGUCAAACCCUUCAAUUAAGUUCAGGAGGAGUUCAACUUUUUGUCAUUUUAUCAGUGUAGUUGGUAUGAUCUAGGUUUCACUCAGUGAAACAAUUAACAGAAAUGGUUAAUUUUCUUAAUGACACACACCAUCAAUACAGUGUUCAUUUUGUUGUGCUUUUUCAUUUUUCAUGUGGUUAAGUAUUUACCUUUAAUCAGUUUCUGCACCAAUAUUAAAUUGAAUUAUGAAUUUGCACUUUUUGGGUUCAGGUUUCACUGAUAUUUAGAAACAUUUGUGCACGUAAAGUGUUUUCUAUUGUGAAAAAAAUAUAUAUUUUAUUGUAUUAUAACCUCUGAUCAUUUUAAAGCUGAUUGAUUAAAAAAUGUUGUUAAAUAAAGA